Messenger RNA from Vanrija pseudolonga, 2237 nucleotides. Its product is annotated as Cell division control protein 45. Gene Ontology annotation, biological process: mitotic DNA replication preinitiation complex assembly; DNA replication initiation; double-strand break repair via break-induced replication. The transcript is spliced from 6 exons. Lineage: Eukaryota; Fungi; Basidiomycota; Tremellomycetes; Trichosporonales; Trichosporonaceae. The record is from RefSeq and is a predicted model, not a curated record. The coding region runs from base 93 to 2216 and encodes 707 amino acids. Gene Ontology annotation, cellular component: DNA replication preinitiation complex. Gene Ontology annotation, molecular function: chromatin binding; DNA replication origin binding; single-stranded DNA binding.
CAUUCCCACACGCAUAGCACUGCCUCUUCGCCAAGACAGCCGGGCGCUGGCCCAGCUUCCAUCCUCCCUCCACACACCAACAUCCCCGUCCCAUGCCCCUCCUCCAACCCCCGGGGCCCGAUCUCCGCCCCUUCGAGCUGACGUACACGGAUGCGUACAGCUCGAUUGUGUCACGCGUCCGCAGGAGAGGCGGAUCAGGCUCGGGCUCAGUCGUCGUCUUUGUCGGCGUUGACGUGGACGGGUUGUUAGCUUCGAGGAUUCUCGUGUCCUUGUUCCGGCAAGACGACAUUCCGUACCGCAUCAUUCCUAUCGGAGGCUAUGCCGAGCUCGAGGACAAGACGGCAGAGGCGCUCGAGUCGGAAGAGGUAGGCAGUGCACAGACGCACGCUGCAAUUACUGACGAGGCACAGCUGCACACUCUGAUUCUCCUGUCGAUUGGCGCUGUGCUGCCCAACUUGGAAUCCUUCUUUGACCUGCCUGCGGGCGUUCACCUUCACGUCAUCGACUCGCACCGCCCAUGGGCGCUGGAGAGCUUGUUCGACGUGGACAAUGUGGACGAGGAUGGCGUCGAGGCCAACCAGAUUUGGAUCUGGGGCGACGGCGACGAGUCCAAGCUCGACGAGGUGAAGAAGAGUUGGGAGGCCCUGCAGUACAACGAUGUGGCAGAUAGUGACGACGAGGAGGAUGAGGACGACGAUGAGGAUGACGAGGAUGAGGAAGAAGCCGAUGACGAGGAGGAGGGCGAGGAGAGCGAGACUGAGGAAGGCGAGGGCCGGAAACGGGGUCGGCAGGGGUCAUCGCGACCGAAGAAGAAGAGGAGACGUGGGGGUAUGGCCCCAGCAGCCCGCGAGGCCCACGCACGGCGUAUCGAAAACUACUACAGCGCAGGAACCCACUUUGGCAUGAGCUCGGCACAGGUGGUGUAUCUCCUGGCCACAAUGCUGGAGCGAGCGGAUAAUGACCUGUUGUGGUGGGCGAUCAUUGCAGUCACAUGCCAGUACGCCUCUGCCCAGAUAGACCGCGACCAGUACGACAUCUACCAGGAGGUGCUGUCGGACGAAGUGGCGCGCCUCAACCCCGAGGCGGCCAAGGUGCCCAACCCAGACGACCGGCGCAUCAGCAGCAGUGAAGAGUUUCGCUUCGUCUUGUUCCGCCACUGGAACUUGUUCGACUCGAUGCUGCACUCUGGCUACGUUGCAGGGAGGUUGGGUAUCUGGAAGGAGCAGGGAAAGAAGCGACUGAGGGGUCUGCUGGCCAAGAUGGGCUUUCCUCUACAACAAGCCCAGCAGUCGUACCUCCACAUGGACAUGGCGCUCAAGCGGGAUCUGCCGAACAAGCUGGAGGCUAUUGCACCAGAGUACGGCCUGGUCGAACUCGUCUACCCAUCCUUUGUGCGGUCAUACGGCUUCUUCUUAGCUGCCAUGUCUGCGGCGGACGCAGUCGAGGCGCUGCAAGCUCUUCUGGAAGCGGCCCACGGCAUCCGCCUGGAGACCGAGGUGGAAGGCGGAGCCGGUGGCGGCGAGUGGUUCGGAGGGCUGAAAGUGUGGCGACCGAUUGGCAACAGUGGGGUGAACGGCGACGAGUCGACACCAGCGUCAAGAGGGGACACGCCCGAGGGAGACGACCCGAAGAAGGAGCAGCAGUGGCAUGUUGCCAACUUUUGGACGGCAUACGAUGCGUGUGACGAGUACGUGUGGGCGGUGGGCGUGCAACUGACCAGCAGUAUCAAGGAGCUACGACAUGCUCUUCCCCUCGCCAAGACGCUGCACCACGCGAUCGUGCGCCAGGGCUCAGCGAUCCUCGACAAGGCGUCGAUCAAGAAGCUCCGCACGUUCCGCUUCGCGGCAGUGAGCGAGGGGCCGGACCUGCGCCUCUUCUCGCACCCGGCGCUGCUGUCGCGUCUGGCAGUGUGGCUCGUCGACGCGACGCGCGACAAGUGGUCCGAGGGCGAAAGCCACCACGGAAAGCACCCCAAGUCACUGCCGUUUGUGCUUGCGUGCUUGAAUGAGGAGAAGGACAUCUACUCGGUCAUUGGGUUCACCGGCGCGCCAGAGUUUGACAGCGUGCGGAAGAACAAGUUCUCCCUCGCCUUCACCUCGGCGUCGCAGGAGAGCGGCAUCGGCUCGCGGCAGGACAUGUUUGACCAGAGCUUUGUCGAGGUGCACAAAGGCGAUCUGCUGCAGUUUAUCGAGGCGGUACAGCUGCGGUCGUUGUAGCGGGCGUGGUGUUGAGCGGAG